ACACGCACACACACGCACACACACGCACACACACACACACAACAAUGGGAGAUACAAAUUGCACAUUCACCAAGGGUGAGGGAGCAUACGUCAUAGAAGGCGAGGAACAGUACAGCUUGGAUGUGACUGAGGUGCCUCGCAAAGGUGGACCGGGUAUCACCCAAUCAGAUCUGCUGAUCAUCAACAAGACGGAUCUGGCAGAGGCUGUGGGAGCUGAUUUGGGAGUGAUGGACAGAGAUGCCAAACGCAUGCGUGGAGACGGCCCCACCAUCUUCACUCAAUGCAAACACCACGUGGGCAUUGACAAGGUGUGUGCACUGAUCCUGAAGUCAUGGGCCGCCCAGACGGGGAAGAAGAUAAAGGAGUAGGUAGAUGUAAGCAAGGUGUACAUAGUGGGGUAGGUAAAUAUAUGCCAAGGUGUGCAAUGCCACAGUAGGUAGAUGUAAGCAAGGCCUACUUAGUGGAGUAGGUAGGUAUAUGCCAAGGUGUGAAAGGUCACAGCAAUAAAGAACGCUGAUGACUGGGAAGAAGAUAAAGUUGAAGGUAGAUGUAAAAAAGGUGUACUUGGUGGAGUAGGUAGAUAUAUGCCAAGGUAUGCAAUGUCACAGUAAUAAAGGUCGCUGAUGACUGGAAAGACGAUAAAGGAGUUGGUAGGUGGUAGGUGCAAGCAAGGUAUACUUACUGGACAUUUAUAUAUAUGCUAUGGUGUGCAAUGCCACAGUAUUAAAGGUCGCUGAUGACUGGGAAGGAGAUAAAGGAGUGGGUAGAUGUAAGCAGGGUGCACUUAGUGGGGUAGGUAGAUAUGACAAGCUGUGCAAUGUAUCAGUAAUAAAGGUCGCUGAUGACU
This is a messenger RNA of Sphaeroforma arctica JP610, 847 nucleotides long. RefSeq lists its product as hypothetical. Lineage: Eukaryota; Ichthyosporea; Ichthyophonida. The record is from RefSeq and is a predicted model, not a curated record. Gene Ontology annotation, molecular function: GTPase activity; nickel cation binding. The transcript is spliced from 4 exons. Bases 45 to 368 code for a protein of 107 amino acids.